CAAAAAUUGUGAUACCAACCACCGAACACAAAAGGAGGAUCAUUACUUUGACUGAAAGGCGGGAGCUGUUCCAAGCACACAGCCUUGGGAGUCAGGUGUUGCUGAGACCCUCUGGACGGUAUACGUGACUGGACCCAGGGGCCGGCUUCAGAUUUCACGCAGGAGGCUCCCGAGGCUGUGAACUUACACUGCUGUCUACACGGCCAGGAGACUCCUUUCUCACACCUGGAGGCUGAACUAGAAGAUUUCUGCUGGAGUGUUCUCGGUCCACGCUGAUGCCCGCUUCUGGGCUUCAGGCUGCCUUGCGUCCCUUCCAGGGAAUUCCAGGGGGAAAAUGGUGGAUCCGCAGCCAGCUGAUGGUCUCCGAAAGAUGAAUUUGGCUGAGAUUUGUGACAAUGCAAAGAAAGGAAGAGAAUAUGCACUUCUUGGAAAUUAUGACUCAUCAAUGGUGUAUUACCAGGGGGUGAUACAGCAGAUUCAGAGACAUUGCCAGUCAAUCAGAGACCCAGCUGUCAAAGGCAGAUGGCAGCAGGUUCGGCAGGAAUUAUUGGAAGAAUAUGAACAAGUUAAAAGUAUUGUCAGCACUUUGGAAAGUUUUAAAAUCGACAAGCCCCCAGAUUUCCCUGUGUCCUGUCAAGAUGAACCGUUUAGAGAUCCUGCUGUUUGGCCGCCCCCUGUACCUGCAGAACACAGAGCUCCACCUCAGAUAAGGCGUCCCAAUCGAGAAGUAAGACCUCUGAGGAAAGAAAUGCCAGGAGGAGGAGCCCGGGGACCUGUAGGCCGAGCACAUCCUAUAUCAAAGAGUGAAAAACCCUCUACAAGUAGGGACAAGGAUUGUAGAGCAAGAGGGAGAGAUGACAAGGGAAGGAAAAAUAUGCAAGACGGUGCAAGUGAUGGUGAAAUUCCCAAAUUUGAUGGUGCUGCAUAUGAUAAGGAUCUGGUGGAAGCCCUUGAGAGAGACAUCGUCUCUAGGAAUCCUAGCAUUCACUGGGAUGACAUAGCAGAUCUGGAAGAAGCUAAGAGGUUGCUAAGGGAAGCUGUUGUUCUUCCCAUGUGGAUGCCUGACUUUUUCAAAGGGAUUAGAAGGCCAUGGAAGGGUGUGCUGAUGGCCGGGCCCCCAGGCACUGGAAAGACCAUGCUGGCUAAAGCUGUCGCCACUGAGUGUGGCACAACAUUCUUCAACGUCUCCUCUUCCACGCUGACGUCGAAGUACAGAGGGGAAUCUGAGAAGUUAGUUCGUCUGUUGUUUGAAAUGGCUAGGUUUUAUGCCCCCACCACCAUCUUCAUUGAUGAGAUAGAUUCUAUCUGCAGUCGAAGAGGGACCUCUGAUGAGCAUGAGGCAAGUCGCAGGGUCAAGUCUGAGCUGCUCAUUCAGAUGGAUGGAGUUGGAGGAGCUUUAGAGAAUGACGAUCCUUCCAAAAUGGUUAUGGUAUUGGCUGCUACUAAUUUCCCAUGGGACAUUGAUGAAGCAUUGCGAAGGAGAUUAGAAAAAAGGAUAUAUAUACCUCUCCCAACAGCAAAAGGAAGAACUGAGCUUCUGAAAAUCAAUCUUCGUGAGGUUGAAUUGGAUCCUGAUAUUCAACUGGAAGAUAUAGCAGAGAAGAUUGAGGGCUAUUCUGGUGCUGAUAUAACUAAUGUUUGCAGGGAUGCCUCUUUAAUGGCAAUGAGACGACGAAUCAAUGGCCUAAGUCCAGAAGAGAUCCGUGCACUUUCUAAAGAGGAACUUCAGAUGCCUGUUACCAAAGGAGACUUUGAAUUGGCUCUUAAGAAAAUUGCUAAGUCUGUCUCUGCUGCAGACUUGGAGAAAUAUGAAAAGUGGAUGGUUGAAUUUGGAUCUGCUUGAAUUUCUGUCAGCUCUUUCAUUUCUGGUAUUUUUGUUUAUAAAAUGUGAAGAAAUUCCAGCAAUUUUUUAAAAAAACAGGUUUGGAACUUUACAUUGGAGAGAUUUUCUCUUAAAGAAAAAAUUUAAAACACAAAGAACAUACAUAUACUUGAGAAGUAAGAAAAGCUUACAUAGAGAGCCUGAUAUCCACGUAUCCAUGCAUUACAGUUGCACACCCUAACCAGAGUAUCGGGGGCUGAAGAAAGCGACCAGUGUGCUAUUGUAGAAACUUGUUUACAGAAAAUGUAGAAGGAGCUCUGUUUCUCACUAGUGUUCAUUGUUUUUUAGUUUUUUCUAUUCUUUGCUCUGAACAUGAGGGACCUAUAUCUGUUGGCUUUUAACAUCAAAACUGGGUUUGUGUCAGAUCUAUUAUUUGUUGUUAAGAAUUAUGGUUUUGGAUUAAAUAAUGAAUCUGCUAGUUAAACCUUUAGAAUUCACCUACUACUGUUAGAGUCUGUUAUAUAGUUUGAGUUUUCCCUUCCUUUCCCUCACCAUUCCCUCUACUAGCUAUUUAAUCACUUAUUGAGCUUUAUGGGGGAAUAGCCUCAUGCUUUGUGGUUUUUGAAUCCUUUUGCCAAGUGGCUUCUCCGGUCUUCAGUAUUUUUUUUGCUGGCAAUAUUUCAUAUUGGAAGGGUGGAAAGAACAUCAUGUUUGCGUAAGAUGCUCUUUUUCAUUCUAGACUUCUGAGUUUGUUUUCACUUUUCUUUCAAUAUGUUCAACAGAUAAACCCUUGAUUUUUCUCAGCUCAAACAUUGUUUUUUGCUGAAUUUGCCUUUCAUAUUCUAAAUAAAUGCUUUGGUAUUCUAAACAAGUCCACUCUCUUGUGGCUAAUGCAAAACAAACAAAGCAAAAUCUUUAUGGUUUUCGAGCCUUGUUUAUUAACAAAAUAACAUCGUGCAUAAUGAACAACGAACAUUUAGGAAUCAUUCCUUGUCUAGGUUGAGUGCUUGUACGCACGCUAAGAUUAGGUUAGAAAUAUGACAUGCCCAUUCUUUUCAGCAGGAAUUAGACUGUAGAAGGAGGCCAGAAAAGGAGAGGCCAUGUAUCUAGUCACAAGUAGAGUAGCCUAGUGUUAGUUUUUAAAAAUUGCAUUUAUCCUAUUUUGAUUGGGCAACCUCUGCUUUAAUAGUCAAGCUUUAAAAAAUUUGUAUUUGAUGAUAUCCUGAAUUUUCAAUUUUGGACAGUUUAAAACCAAAAAUAACAUAUAGCUUUUUUUGACAGUUAAAGAUAAACUCUUAACAGCUUCCUUAAGAGAUUUCUUCCCCCUACUUAGAACUAUAUACCACAGUAUUCAUCUAAUGCUUUAAAUUACCCCCCUUUCCUCUGAGGCAUAGAUUUAUAAGAGUUAAAAUCAUGAGAUAUCAUGAUUUUAUUUUAAUUGAUUUAGUUCAUCUUAAAAGUUGAAAUGAGAGAACUUUCCUUUUAUUCAUGAACUUUUAAAAUAAAGAAAUAAAUAAUCCCACUAAGAUAAUCUUGCAGACUAUUGCCAUCCAGUAAGUUAUUUUUUUCCUGAAGUCCUAGGGGCAGUCAUUAAAACCUUAGUGUUUUGAUUGCCAAAACUUGUUUGCAUAGUUUAGUUGAUUAGUCAGACCAUUUUUCUAGAUUUCAUGUUAUUUGUCUUGGCUUACAUUUCAAUUUUUUUCUGAAUUCUUCAUGCAUAAUGACACGGUAAUUUUGAUUUUUUAAAAACUAUCAGUUGAGCAGUACUUGGAGACUCAAGCCUCCUAGGAGCUUAUCUUUACUGUGUUAAGUCAGUCCGGUGUGCUUUUUUAUUUCCCUUGUUUCUCAUUUUGCUCUGUCAGUGGAUGGUGAAUGCUUUGUAUGUAUUAACCCCUUAAAGAAUCCUGAGGAGAUCCCUAGGGCGUUCUGUCCAACCUUUCCUGCACGUGGUAUGUACAUUGUCUUUAUUGUAAGACUGUGUUGCCUUACCCAGAAUGAGAGAAUUUUUAUGUUUUAUUUUAUUUUUUCUGUUGUAUUAUCAAAUUAGAAAGAUUUGGUUCCUUUAAUUCAUCUGAAAACCUGAGUGCUUGGGGUUCUUCAACACAGUGAUGUCGGGACUAAGUUUUCUACACUUCUGUCUCGCAGAUAUCUGAUCAGAUAGUCCUUCAUUUUAGUAGGAUCAUGUUGGUUGCUUACCGUGUACCUGUCCCUUGGGUGGGCGCUCUGUGGCCACAGAGUUGGACCAGGCAGUGCAGUACCGACUGGGCACUUCCUGUAAUUACACCGUGUAGCUUCUGGCUCCAACUAAUGAAGCGAUUUCAGUUUAUAAAUGGAAGGCACAGUAACCUGCGUGUUGCUUUGGAAAGAUAACAUUUAAAAGUUUUUCUCUCUUUAAAUUUGCUUUAAAAUUAGAAGUGGUAUCCAUUUGCUUGAACAACAGAACUAUUAUAGAUCUUGGCUAUUUUCAUGAACAAUUUUUGUCAUUUCCCAAGCUACAUGUUUAUUGUAAACACAUACACAUGCAAUUAUGGCAAACAUGUAAACAUGUUACAUGUUUAUUUCAAACAUUUUGCUUGCACAAUUCCUUUAUUUUUAAAAAGAAAUUAAUAUCAAUGGAAUGUGCCAGACAAAUGGCUCUCUAAUGUAGGCUGAAACCUUCUAGUAAUCCACGUAGAAAAUAGACGAUGGCAUCACAGACUUUAUCUUCAGUCAGCAGCAGUGUGGGCAUUCCAGAAUGACCAAACACACUCUGGGCUUGGACCUCUACCUCCCAAAAUGCCAAGACAGCUUGGAAGAGGUAACAUGUUGUGGUCUAGCUGCCUAACUGGGGGUUUCGUUUGGGCUCCAGAGACUGCAGUUUUUAUGAUGUGAUAUUUGACUGUCCAAAAAUAGGCUGAAAUCACUAAUUACUCAAAAAGUGAGCAAGCAAGUGUCUGGUGAAUCUACCGUAAAACAACAUACAUCUACAUCAGGAAAAAUGUGUGUAUACAGCCCAGAUUUUCAAUAUAAGUGUCACUCUUUCACUUUGCUACAUGUAGCCUGACUCUUUUGAACAGAAAGUAUUGAUACUGUAGGUUUUGAACAGCUUGAGUUUGUUUGAAUUCCCUCCUUGGAAGUUUCUGUAUACACUGCCGUAUCCAUGAUGAGAAUCACAGACCAGCUGAUGCAGUUCUGUUUCACUUUCCUGACCCUAACAACCUUGAGGUAAAGUGAAGGAUGAGGCAGGUAUUGCUUGUCAUGUGGGCUUUGGCUCCUUCUGUGUUGUCUUGAUUAUUGAAUCUUUUGGCAUAAUAGUAGAUUCCCACUCCUUUUCUCUUGUGAAUGAUAAGUCACCUCAGGGUAUUUCCUGUGUGAUAGGCAUAAAAUGUUAAGGAUAGUUGCUGCCCUUUUCCAAGAAAGGGCCACUUUAACCAUAUGAAGAAACAAUAGUAAUCCUUCUUUUAACAUUUGUUUUGUAUCUUCUGUUCCAUAAUGGUUUUGAUUGUGUAGUAGUUUUUACAUACCACUUAAUUUGUGAUGUACAUAAUAUUUAUGUGAAUCUAAGAAUCUGUCACGAUAGAAAAGGGUAGGAAUUACAGUUGGAAGGCGUGUUAGGGGAAUACAAAUAUUUAAACCCCAAAUGUUUUAUCCUUAUCUCCGCUAAUUAUUUUUUUUUUCAGAAAAAGCUAAAAACUGUAAUAAUUACUAUGUUUACUUAUUUAUACUUUUAAAUUAGGCUUUUUGUACUUAUUUAUUUUUUAGGACAUUUGCUUUUAAUAUUGUUUUCUCUUGUGAAAACUAUAUGAAUAUUUAAAAAAUAAAGUCCCUAAGAUAACACAUAUGUUUUUAAACAUUCACAAAUUAACAAUAAUUCUUUGAAUUUUUAUUAGGUUUUUUGGCUCCGGACAACUCUUUAACUUUAGGAAUAUUUCUCAAUUUCCACAUGACUUGUUAAUAAAAACAGGAAAAAUAUUAAGCUCCAUAAAUACAGACUCAUGUGACAGCAUUAAAAGACUCGGGACCUCACUGUUCCUGUACAAGGACCUAAGUACUUCAUGGAGACACACAGAGGUGGACACGUGACAUGUGUGUUCACACGGCAGCAGGGCAGCAGGCGUCGCCUUCGGUUAACACUGUGCGGACUCGGUGUCCAGCGAGAUCACUAUGUGCUGUAAGUGUUUCGUUAAGAUUUUUGUUUCAGUGUCUGUCUCCCAGUAUUUUGAACCUAGUUUAAAGAAAAAGACGUUUCCAAAUUGUAUUUAUUAAAUGUGCUUUUCCUUACCUUUUGUGCGGCUACAUCACUAGCUUCAUGAGCUUAGCUGUGUCUGUGCAUAGGUUGUAGUUUGGUAAU
Messenger RNA from Balaenoptera ricei (Rice's whale), 6152 nucleotides. It is a transcript of the gene KATNAL1, whose product is annotated as katanin catalytic subunit A1 like 1. The transcript has 14 exons. Gene Ontology annotation, molecular function: microtubule severing ATPase activity; microtubule binding; ATP binding. Gene Ontology annotation, cellular component: microtubule cytoskeleton; microtubule. Bases 335 to 1843 code for a protein of 502 amino acids. The record is from RefSeq and is a predicted model, not a curated record. Gene Ontology annotation, biological process: microtubule severing. NCBI's taxonomy places the organism in Eukaryota, Metazoa, Chordata, Mammalia, Artiodactyla, Balaenopteridae.